Messenger RNA from Drosophila miranda, 1923 nucleotides. RefSeq names its product zinc finger protein 436. Gene Ontology annotation, molecular function: DNA-binding transcription factor activity, RNA polymerase II-specific; RNA polymerase II transcription regulatory region sequence-specific DNA binding; zinc ion binding. Lineage: Eukaryota; Metazoa; Arthropoda; Insecta; Diptera; Drosophilidae. Gene Ontology annotation, biological process: regulation of transcription by RNA polymerase II. Gene Ontology annotation, cellular component: nucleus. The record is from RefSeq and is a predicted model, not a curated record. The transcript is spliced from 3 exons. The coding region runs from base 82 to 1905 and encodes 607 amino acids.
GCAACGCCAAGCGCGCUGUCUGCUGCUGCGAGUGUUUGUAUUAUCUUUUAAUUGUUGUUUUCGCAGAAAUUGUCCAUAAAAAUGGAUGUGGAGAAGAUUUGCCUGACCUGCUUGAGUCUGACUGGGCCGUUUCUAUCCAUUUAUGAGGGCGGAGUAGGCAGCUGCCUGGCCGAUAUGCUCAAGCAGUUCACCAAAACGAAGCCGCGCCCCGAGGAUAAUCUGCCCAAACGGGUCUGCCUGAGCUGCCUGAGUGAAAUAAACCACUGCUACACGUUUAAGAUCAAGUGCGAAAACUCCAGUCGAACCCUUCGCCAGCUGCUGCCAAAUGCCCUGCCGGAGGAGCCCGAUUUCGCCCCCACAAAGUUUGUGGACUCUGCCGAGAAGGCCGUACAGACCACCGAACCCUGUGCCCCGACAACAGCCACAACUGGAGUGCAGACCACGUCUGUUCCCACCACAGAUGCCGCACAGAAUACCAGUCUAGAUAAGUCUAGCUCUGCCCCCGAAGAGGAGGAUACAGAAGAAGACGGCGAAGAGUGUGAGGUUUUUGACUACGAGCUACCCGUCGAGGCUGCGGAAAAGGAGGAAAAUGAAAAAGAUACCACUGUGUAUAAACUCGAGCCCGAGACCCAGAAGAUAACAGAAUGUAAUAUAGCCCUAUUCGAGGCCCCCGACAGUGACACAGAGACACCCGAACCCGCACAGACUUCCAAACCGCAGUUAAGAACACGAAGAAGUGUCGCCAAACUGCUUCUUCAGCAGCACGAGCAGGUUAAGCAGUCACCCAAACGGGAAAUAGAAGACUCAGAGCCAGAGGCAAAAUCUUUGCCAACACCGGCCAAGAGAACCUCACGACGUCGCCAGGCCGAAAAACAAAUUGAAGAUCAAUCCACAGCAGAAAUGGUGGCACCGCUCCCAAAACUGAUCAAGGUCAGCAUCACCCAUGGAGAAAUAAUGGAUCUAAAGUAUCAGUGUGAUCGCUGCAAUGCUGGCUUUGCCUUGGAGAAAUCCCUGAUGAUACAUCGUCGACAGAAGGGGUGCAUCAAUCGCAAUUAUCCCUGCAACGAAUGCGAGCGAGUGUUCGUUUCCCCCGAACAUCUGGCCGAGCACCAGGCCACCCAUGGCACAUUCAAUUGCCAGGAGUGCGGAAUGCUGUACGAUUCCAAGGAGCAGCUGGGCAAGCACAUGGUGCAGGGCCACAAAAGGAACCUGCGCAAUCAGUGCAGUGUUUGUAAGAAGGUGUUUACCAUGCUAUCAACCCUGCGGGAUCACAUGCGCAUCCACACCGGGGAGAAGCCAUUCCUGUGCAACAUUUGUGGCAAGAGCUUCACCCAAAAUGCCAAUCUGCGCCAGCACAAGUUGCGUCACUCGGAUAUCAAGAGCUUCAAGUGCACCGAGUGUCCGCAUUCGUUUGUAACCAAAGCGGAGCUUACCUCCCAUGCCCGCACCCACACCGGCGUCAAGCCGUUCGAGUGUGAGGUGUGCAUGUCCAAGUUUACGACGAGCUGCUCGCUGGCCAAGCACAAGCGGAAACACACCGGCGAGCGACCCUAUGCCUGCGACUUGUGUCCCAUGCGCUUUACGGCGCUUAAUGUGCUCAAGAAUCAUCGACGCACCCACACAGGCGAGCGUCCCUAUGUGUGCCCCUUCUGCUCGAAGACCUUCACACAACGCGGCGAUUGCCAGAUGCAUCAGAAGACCCAUCAGGGCGACAAGAUCUACAUUUGUCCGGUGUGCAGCGAGGAGUUCAAAUCAAUGCCAGAGAUGCGCACACAUUUGGCCAUACACGAGCAGGAGGACAAGCGCUUGAUGCACUUUACGCUGCUCAGCAACAAGGAGAAUGGGAAUGGGGGGACCCUGGAUGAUGAGCUCACUGAAGUGACGAAUUCGACAUUGAUGCUAUAAGGGAUAUAAAAGAAGAAU